This is a messenger RNA of Dreissena polymorpha, 1269 nucleotides long. RefSeq lists its product as uncharacterized. The coding region runs from base 1 to 852 and encodes 283 amino acids. The record is from RefSeq and is a predicted model, not a curated record. NCBI's taxonomy places the organism in Eukaryota, Metazoa, Mollusca, Bivalvia, Myida, Dreissenidae. The transcript has 3 exons.
AUGUCAAUUCGUUAUGCAACUUUUGCAUAUACUAUUUCAGCCUUGUGGCAGGCGCUACGCGAAAUCUUCCCCGCCGCCCAGAUGAAAGGCUGCGUGUUUCACUGGACCCAGGCUGUGCUGCGGCGCAUCAACGAAGUGGGCCUGAAGACCACGUAUGAGAGACGGGAGGCCGUCCACGCCCUUAUGAGAAAGUUGAUGGCCGUUCCCUUUCUGCCGGGAACUCAUAUUCCGCGUGCAUUCAGCAGGUUGGCUGAACGCGCGACGUCCAUGGAGACGGAAGCGGUGUUCUCCUACAUUCAGUCCACCUGGCUUGACAGUUCAAUCUGGGCACCGGAAGAAUGGUCUGUGUACCGACAGACUGUCAGAACGAACAACGACACAGAAGGGUGGCACCGUCGGUUGAGUUUGAAGGCAGCCGACCACAAGUGCUCCUUCUAUGUGUUGGUACCUCUUCUGCGGCGCGAGGCCGAGUACCUGCCAGUGCAGGCCCAGCUGGUGCGAGAGGGAACCGGGCGGGUCCGACUCAACGUCUAUGUAAAUCUUGACGAGGAGCUUGGCCAGCUAUGGGAAGAAUACGACCAGCGGGAACUGACCACCGAGGAUUUCCUAAACCAAGAUCGGGGAGACGUAUGCCUUCUGAAUCGUCGCCUCUUGAUGAUGAUGAUGAUGAUGAUGAUGAUGAUGAUGAUGAUGAUGAUGAUGAUGAUGAUGAUGAUGAUGAUGAUGAUGAUGAUGAUGAUGAUAAUGCUGGGAUAUAUAAACCUAUCACCACAUGAUGAUGAUUAUCACGUUACGUUGAUGAUAAUUAUGAUGAAUAUUAUUAUUAUUAUUAUUAUGAUGAAUAUGCUGUAAUUAUUAAGUUACAAAUAAAUUAUGCAAUUAUAAUGAUGAUGAUGAUUAUUAUUAGAGUGAUUCUUUUGAUGCUGAAGAUUAUUAUGCUGCUGCAGACUAUGGUGUAUUUAUGCUGAUAAGUAUAAUGAUGAUGAUUUAAAUGCUGAUGUUUCUUAUGCUGAUUAUUAUGAUGAUGAUAAUUUUGAUGAUCAUUAUUAUUAUACUGAUGAUUGUGACUCUUAUGAUGAAUGAUGAUGAUUAAUAUUUAUAUGAUGAUUAUUAUGAUGAUGUAAUUGCAUUAUUAAUAAAAUAAACAACUUGUGUGUAGUAAAUUAUGUAGUAUGUAAUUAGGUUAAAUUAAUGUAUUGUGUUGUUAAGACGUAUGUAUUCCUUAUUGUUAUAACUUUAAAAUUAUCCAAAUAAAUGUAAUAUAAAUUA